Molecule: messenger RNA, 1636 nt
Organism: Bradysia coprophila
Lineage: Eukaryota; Metazoa; Arthropoda; Insecta; Diptera; Sciaridae
Molecular function (GO): protein binding
Source: RefSeq, a predicted model, not a curated record
CUUGCGAAGUAAUCUAUAGUAGGCUCAAAAUUCUUUUAAAGUGUCCAUCAAUGCUAUUGAAGUGUCGAUUUUCAUUCGGUUAGAUUAUUUUACGUAAUAUUCAUUGAAAAUCAUGACCACCACGGCGAAUCUUGAGCUCCUUCCGGAUGAUUGCGUACUUGCAAUAUUUGAGUGGCUAACGUUAGACGACCUUUGUGCUUUCAGUGGAACCUGUAAGCGUUUUCAAAUGCUAGGUCAGCAAUAUUUUCGAAUACAUUUUCCGAAUGAAGUCAAUACAGAAGUGGAAGUCAAGAUCGGAUCUAAAGGCAAAAUAUGCGUUUCACCUCACAAGAGCUACCUGAAGUGCUUUCAGAAAUUUAUUACAAAUAUAAGCAUUGUUUCAUAUGACCACGACGGAGAGGAAUCUGAAGACGACGAAUCUUCUGAGGAUGACGAACCUUCUGCAGACGAAGAUCCUGCAGACGAAAGAAUACGACAAAUGUCGCUAGUCGUAAAUUUUAUGAAUCGAAAGUGCAACAGAAUCAAUAGGAUAUGCGUUGAGGGUGAUGUGGAUCUGGAUUCAUUCAUUCAUGCAUCUGGCAACAAAGCCAAAAAGAUUUUGCGCAGUGCUGAAACAGUUGUAUUCAAAGAUCGAAAUCACAGCGGUGUUGAUGAGGCAAAAUUUCUAAUGCGUUGUCCCAACAUAACAACACUGAUUAUGGAAGAUGGCAUUGCUAUGCAAAAUUGCAAUGCAAUAUUUCAACAAAUGUACCCAAAACUUGAGCAUUUCUACUACAUUCGCAGUUAUGGAACCGAUUUGCGCAUCGACAAUCUGAAAACCUUUUUUCGGCAUCAUCCAAAGAUCAAAACUGUUGCAUGGAUGUUUCACUAUGACGAUGCUGAAGACGAUGCUCUGAAAUGUCUGCAAAUGGUCGAUUAUGUUUCAAAUUUAGAGCACAUGUUUCUCCUCAUAGACCGAUUGUUGGCAGACAAUUUUAAUUCAAUUUGCAACUAUCUCAAUGUGCUAUGCAAUCGUGAGAAUUUCCAAUGUCUGGAAAUUGAAUUUUCAGGCGAAGAAGGUGCAGCCGCUCUGAAAGCUAAUUCAAAAUUUCUAGCUAAACUGAAGCAAUGUACAAAGAUUCAUGUUACUUGCAUGCUGCUAACCGAAGUGAUUCCGGCAUUACAGUCACUAACUUACUUAAAAACUUUAAGUUUAGCUGACUUAACGUUCGAAGAGGAUUGGAAUGAUUACUUUGAAACGGAUGAUUUAGUGCGAUUAGUGGAUAAUACACGCAACAUAGAUUUGCCUUCCAUUGAAGAAGUUCAUUUAAUUGACAUGGACGACGAACACCUGUAUGUCUACAUUCUGCAAUUCGUUAGUAAUUGGAGUAAAUUGAAGAGAAUAUUCCUUCCCGCAUGCAUUUGGUCGGAUACCGUUCUUCAUGACUCAUUUCUUGAAACACUGAGUCGGCAGCGGAAAAAAUUGAAGAAUUCAUGUGAAUUGACCAUUUUUACCAACCAUAAUGGAAACAAAACCAACUUGAAGCACGACCUGGUCAAAGUAAAAUUUGCCGAAUUCAAAUUUCAUCCUUUCCGACAAUAUGCGUCUGUAAGCGAUUGUGAAUAAAUCAUAGCUGCAAAGCUUUUGUCAAUUACA